Cherax quadricarinatus is the source of this 2611-nucleotide messenger RNA. Lineage: Eukaryota; Metazoa; Arthropoda; Malacostraca; Decapoda; Parastacidae. The record is from RefSeq and is a predicted model, not a curated record.
GAGGAUGGUGGUGAUGGUGGUGGUGAUGAUGGUGGUGGUGGUGGUGGUGAUGGUGGUGGUCAAUGGUGCAUAACCCAGACGGUGAAUGACUCAUUGCAGCGCCACACUCUCCUUCCAGCCUCGUCUCUUCACCGCCAGGAUCAUUCUUUCACAGAAAGUAAUGUAGAGUUAGAAGACAAGAUGUCAGAAUACUGCCUACGCUGGAACAACCACCGGCCCAACCUGGUGACGGUAUUCUCCGAGCUGCUCACGUCUGAGGCCCUGGUAGAUGUCACUCUGGCCACCGAUGGUCACUACAUACACGCUCACAAACUGGUACUCUCAGCAUGCAGCGUUUACUUUAAAGACUUGUUUGGUGCAAACCCCUGCAAACAUCCCAUUGUGAUCCUCAAGGAUAUUCGUAUUGAUGACCUGAAAACUGUGAUUGACUUCAUUUACCGAGGGGAAGUCAAUGUGUCCCAGGACAGGUUACAAGAUGUGCUCAGGACUGCAGAGUCACUAAGGAUUAAAGGACUGGCAGAAAACCCCCGUAGCUACGAUGAUAUGUCUAGUCAUGGCGCCCGCUUCUCAUCAUCAUCACUUGGUUCACAGGUCACACGACAGAGAUCUUCCCUGACAGAUUCCAGAGAGCAGUCACUUAGUUUAGAGGGGGAUGAGGAAGGUGAUCCGGGUACGCCACCAUCCUCCAAGAAACGUAAAAUCACAGCCUCUCACGACAGUUCAGAAAGCCUGCACGGUGAACAUGGUGCGUGUGCUAUUAAAGAGGCAGAAAAUGAGGAGAAGGGACGGGCGUAUGAAGUCAAAGAUGAACCUCUUGAUGAACACGAGAAUGAGAAACCACAAUCCAGGGAUGUAGAACAGGAUUCUAAUGUGGGUGCGAGUCAAGACACGGGUGACGAGUCGAAUAUGACUCCAGGGACCAGCAGUGAUUCUCCCUUAACGUCCUCGCAUUCACAAGGUCGAAAUAGGCGAGGAGUGCUACAGCGACAGCAUGGCAUCACUCGUGAUGCAGGUGGAGAAGAGAGGAGAGAAGAUAACCGAGACUCAUCACACCAACAACAAAUACAGUCUCAACACAAAAUACACCUCGACGGAGACGGAGAAAAAAUUACCGAACUGAUUGUGCCAGAUACGAUGGUGUUGGGUGGUGGGUCAGUCACACUAACUAACACCCAGCCAACACUUCUUCAAGUGCCAACUAUGGUGGUGGUGCCCAGAGAUACACUGGGCCCAGGACCAUUGCCUAAGCAGCAUUCACACCCUACACCUUUGUUGGCACCAACGCCAAUCAGUAAGCAACUGUCUCAUCCAGAGGGCCGGGGUCCUUCCACUCAUCAAGGGCCUCAACCCAUAAUAAAGCAACGAUCACACCCAAGCGUUUUAACACACACUCCGCCACAUUCUAGUUUAGAGCGUAUUGCAAGCACCACCAACUUCACCACCACUACCACCACCACAGGAGCUCAACAGCAUUUACAGGUAAUUCCAAUGCAAGUCUUUAUGAAACAGCGACCUUCACCUACUGCUAUAACAUCACAGCCAUCACAGCUUCGACCGAUCCAACCUAAACCCUCCACCGGUGAAGGUCAAACGACUUCAGAUUCCACCCCUAAGAAAGAAGUACCUAUAAUCCGUCUGACACCCUCGGAAGAUGGCGGUGUUAAUCUUAGUAGCAGUAGUGGUUAUAGCAUGAGCGGCUGUGGCAUCACUGGUCCCCCACGACUACCCCCUCGUGCAGUAAGCGAGGAACCAGCUAUGACACGACCGUCAAUGACACACACUCCUGAGCUACUUUCGCCUGGGCCGUCUGUUCUAGUGCAGAGUGUAUCGCAAGAUUCGGGUUUGGAUGUUGGUAUGGGAAGUCGAAUGUUAAGUGCUCCUUCAUUAUCAGUGACAGCUCCUGCACCAGACAGAUCGGCAUCUUCUCCUGGUCACUGUCCCGUCCUUCGUGGCGGCCCAGCUCUGGGCUGCAACUUCUGUUGGAACUCUACUGACCCCCAAGGCAGAGUACUCCGUCGCAAGACAAAAUAUCACUGUCCAGAAUGCCGAACAAACCUGUGUAUUGUACCGUGCUUUCACGAGUACCACAAACAGAUAGAGAGAGCACAAGACACUGAUAAACAGAUAACCAAAAUCCUUACAAAAACUGGAUCUAUGUAGGUUAAAUAUUAAAGUGGACUGAGGAAACUCUAAAUGGCAGAAAAGAUUUUUAAAAAAGUGUAUUGCCGGAGUAGUAAAUUAGACCAAGAAAUGUGGUAGAUACCAGUGUCAACUUCUGCUUCAUGCAGCGAUCUAUGUGCUCACCUAUUGAUGUACAGUAGUUUGGAACACUAGGUCACUUGAUUUACACAUUAAACUGUGGUGUCUAGUGCUUUCACUAAUAACUGCAAAUUAGUACUGUACCUGUCAGACAAAAGUCUCUUUACCAAUUUUGACUGUAAUAUCUUCAAAAUAUAUAUUGUGAUUUAUCUGACUUAACACCAGUGACUAAAGAAUUUUAUUCCCAUGGGUAAACAUGUAUAUUUAGUUAUGUAUUAUAAAAGAUAUUUAAUGAUGCUCUGCUGGAACGUUUGUGUUAAUUAUUUUAUGGUAAAGUAAAUGUCUUGCAAAA